AUGCUCUCUACAAUCCUCAACUUUAUUAUUAACCCAUUAAUCAUUAUUAUCUUUGUUCUUUUAGCAGUCGCUUUACUAACACUAGUUGAACGGAAGGUACUAAGCUAUAUACAACUCCGUAAAGGACCUAAUGUUGUUGGCCCUUAUGGCCUCCUCCAACCCUUCGCUGAUGGUUUAAAACUAUUCAUAAAAGAGCCAGUACGACCCUCCACUUCCUCCCCUGCCUUAUUUUUGAUCACCCCUAUAAUAGCCCUUACAUUAGCCUUAACCCUAUGAGCUCCUCUUCCUAUGCCCUUUCCAAUAGCCGAUAUAAACCUUAGUAUCCUAUUUAUUCUUGCCCUAUCAAGCUUAGCUGUCUAUUCCAUUUUAGGAUCCGGGUGGGCUUCUAAUUCAAAAUACGCCUUGAUUGGGGCCCUUCGUGCAGUAGCACAAACUAUUUCAUAUGAAGUAAGUUUAGGCCUUAUUCUUCUUAAUACAAUUGUUUUUACAGGAGGUUUUACCCUGCAAACAUUUAGCACAGCCCAAGAAACGACAUGGCUUCUACUCCCUGCUUGACCUUUGGCAGCUAUAUGAUAUAUUUCUACCCUUGCAGAAACAAAUCGAGCCCCCUUUGACCUUACUGAAGGUGAAUCUGAGCUGGUAUCUGGGUUUAAUGUUGAGUACGCCGGUGGACCCUUCGCCUUAUUUUUCCUAGCUGAAUACGGUAACAUUCUUUUAAUAAACACCUUAUCAGCAGUACUAUUUCUAGGCUCCUCCACAUUUCAUGCGUUUCCUGAACUAACCACAAUUACUCUUAUAUUUAAAGCCGUCGCCCUAUCCGUUGUAUUCUUAUGAGUCCGAGCCUCAUACCCACGGUUUCGGUAUGAUCAGUUAAUACAUUUAAUUUGAAAAAACUUUUUACCCCUUACCUUAGCAUUAGUUAUUUGACAUUUAUCCAUCCCAAUUACGCUUUGCGGACUGCCGCCUCAGUUGUAA
Molecule: messenger RNA, 975 nt
Organism: Oryzias melastigma (Indian medaka)
Lineage: Eukaryota; Metazoa; Chordata; Actinopteri; Beloniformes; Adrianichthyidae
Source: the annotation of a RefSeq genome assembly